Messenger RNA from Rhizoctonia solani, 1035 nucleotides. RefSeq names its product glycoside hydrolase family 16 protein. Gene Ontology annotation, cellular component: fungal-type cell wall. NCBI's taxonomy places the organism in Eukaryota, Fungi, Basidiomycota, Agaricomycetes, Cantharellales, Ceratobasidiaceae. Gene Ontology annotation, biological process: fungal-type cell wall organization; carbohydrate metabolic process. Gene Ontology annotation, molecular function: hydrolase activity, hydrolyzing O-glycosyl compounds; chitin binding; glycosyltransferase activity. The coding region runs from base 1 to 1035 and encodes 344 amino acids. The record is from RefSeq and is a predicted model, not a curated record. The transcript has 9 exons.
AUGCCCAGCUUCAGCCCUUGCUGCUCCGAGUUUGGUUUCUGCGGCUCCGGCUCUCAAUUUUGUUUGGGAGGAUGCAACCCCCUUUGGAGCCAUAGCCCAACAUCUUGUGAACCGAACCCAAUUUGCAAGGAUGGAACAUAUACCUUCCCAGAUAGCUCUUUAUCAAAUAUUCUUUCGAAUGUGACCCUUUAUAAUGGGAACGCCAGCGCCCAUGAUUUCGUGCUCGAAAAAGGAAACAUUUUCAACACAAAUCAAAAUGGGGGCGAACUUGUUUUGACUCUCACUGAGGCAAACGGCGGAACCCGCAUUUCUUCUACCCGUUACGUUCACUAUGGAACCAUCAGCGCGUUGAUUCGUACCAGUAAAUGGGCUGGUGUAGUCACCGCAUUUAUCACCAUGAGUGAUGUAAAGGAUGAAAUCGAUUGGGAAUGGCCGGGCACACAGGUUACCGAAGCUCAAACGAAUUACUUCUGGUUGGGUCAUGCGGACUAUUCUGCUGGUCAUGGAACAACCGUCAAGGAUCUAAGCGACACAUACGUCAACUACCACAACUAUACUAUUGACUGGCAAGAGCAAGAGCUCAACUGGUUCAUCGAUGGCAAGGUGGUCCGCACGCUGAAGAAGGCUGAUACGCUUAACAAUGGUCGCUACGAGUACCCUUCCACUCCUUCCCGUGUUCAGCUCAGCUUGUGGCCUGCGGGUAUUAAUUCUAGUGCACCGGGAACUAUCGAGUGGGCCGGUGGCAUGAUUAACUGGCAAGACCCCGACUACAUUGCGGCCGGCCAGUUCUCUGCGAUCGUCAAGGAGGUUUCGGUAAAGUGUGCGCCCCUUACCGGUGUAACAAACGCCUCGGCGAUGACCUCGUACACUUACUCUGGCAACGAUUCGACUGGUGUCCCGGCCGUUCAAGUUACCAACCAAUCGACGCUCCUAGGUGGCGCUAUUCCCGGCGUCAGCGUCGGAUACAACUUCUGGCUUGGUGUAGGAGCAGGCAUGCUUUGCGCCGUUGCGGGGGUGUUCAGCACCGUGCUGUGA